Molecule: messenger RNA, 3281 nt
Organism: Puntigrus tetrazona (Sumatra barb)
Lineage: Eukaryota; Metazoa; Chordata; Actinopteri; Cypriniformes; Cyprinidae
Gene: tdrd5
Product: tudor domain containing 5
Biological process (GO): spermatogenesis; germ cell development
Source: RefSeq, a predicted model, not a curated record
CAGCACGAGGAGCUUGAUUGAUGCUGAUGAAGCACGUGCCCCGGGAAGUCUGCAGCUUCUGCCCACACUAAAGAAAAACACGCUUUUGGACUUUGCGCACGCUGCUGAUUUAAAAAAAAGCAAUCUCGGAGGACAUUUUUGACGCAAUUUCCAUUGUGUCAAAAGCGCUCGCGCAACUGUGACGCAAAAUUCCCAUUUUUUAAAAAAAAUACGUUUCCUGUCGCGUGAUCUCAACGGAACGACAGAACGCGUUCGUCGUGUGCAAAAGCUGUCAGGAUGACCCAAGAUCAGCUCCUGGUCGGUUUGAAGAAGGACGUCCGCUCUCUUCUGGUCUCUGCUAAGCAUGGUUUGACCCCUGAGCAGCUCAAGAAAGACUACCAGACCAUGCUGGGCUUCCCCAUGCCCCUCAGGCUGCUGGGAUUCAGAAAUGUUUUGGAUAUGGUGAAGGAAAUGCCGGAUGUCGUGCACUUGAAGUUCCACCCAGAUGGCAGCAUCGUUUUGAAAGCCGUUGUAAAUGAGAGCACCAAAGGCAUCCAAGAGCUGGUGGCUAAGCAACGUGACCCCAAAACAAAAUCUAACUUUCGGAGGGGACCACCAGGAAACUUCCACAUCUCUUACCCACGAAACCAACCCGUUUUUCUUCCACGCCGUGGCCAAUCAAAACCCGCUCUGCCCGCUCAACUGCGUAGCCAAUUAAAACAAUUGCUAUCUCACGGGCCAGUCAGAUUAUCAGAGCUGGAGUCCAGGUAUAUGGCGCAAUUUGGAAAGCCGCUCAACAUCACGCAGUAUGGCUUCUACUCCAUUUCCGAGAUGCUAGCAUCCGCCGCGGAUUUCAUAAUCAUGCAGCAGAGUCGCACAGGCUCGCAACUUCUGCUGAGGAAUGCCAUAAUGCCACAAAAUCGGAUCAGACAUCUGAUGAAAAAGCCACUGGCUACUCCCUUGGUGGCGAAACAGAAGCCUAUCAGUCCUAAAGCAACUUCGCCCCCAGAGAGGAACCAGCAAGAAUCGCAUUCCACCCGUGAUGUUUCUAAACCGGAACCUGUGAAGGCAGAGCACUCUUUUGAAGAAACCAUUUUUAAGCUUGAGGAGGAGCUCAGGCAGCAGAUCCUCGAGAAGGGCACCGCUGGCACCGUCAGCCAUGAGCUGAAAGAUAAGCUACGGAAGGUUGUAGCUGAAAAUGGCAACGGGAUCUCCAUUCACAAUCUUCCCACAGAAUACAAGCGAAUGUAUGGCGAGGAGUUGCCGGUGACCCAGUAUGGCUUUCUGAGCGUGACCGAAAUGGUUGGGGCUUUGAGUGACACAUUGUCCAUCCAAGAAGGUGCUGACAAAAGUGAAAACCAAUGGAUGGUUGUCGAGUUCAAACCAAAUGACAUACAACCCACUGAACCUGAAUCAUCUCCGGGUCACGGCACCACCGCCAACGAAUCCCAGAAUCCCUCCAGCAAAGCCAAUUACUUCAGCUGUGCCGAAUCUGCAUGGGAGCGCGAAGAGGUGGAGAAAUGCACAGACACCCAAGAGUCCCAGAGUGAGCUCAGAAUCACCAAUAAAACCAUCCAUCAGAUGACGGAUCUUUUCCCAGAGCUGGUGGUGAGUGGAGUUUCGGCGGUUCCUCCAGACGCGGUGCGCUGCCAGAAGCUGAAGCCCCCGGCUCACAGGAGGGAGAGAGAGCUGGUGCCAGUCCUGGUGGAGCAGACGGAGUCUCCCAGCCACUUCUACAUCCGCUUCAGCAACAACAAAGAAGCCAGAGCCCUGGAGAACAUGAUGAUUGAAAUGCGGAGCUGUUACUCCUACCCGGAAGUGAUGGAGAGAUACCGGCUGCCUGAUGAGUAUGUGCGGCGGGGUCAAGUGUGCUGUGUGGCUCCCAGAGACAUGUGGUUCUACCGGGUAGUGAUCCACGAGCUGUUCAGUGAUACUGAAGUAAAGGUGUACUAUGUUGACUUUGGAGACAUAACAAAAGUGGAACGAAACAGCCUCCGGUUUCUCAAAGCUUGUUAUGCUGAUCUUCCAGCUCAGGCUGUCCCGGCAAUGUUAGCUGGAGUUCGGCCCCUCACAAGCACUUGGACUCAGAGUGCGAUCAGCGCUUUCCAGAGGAUGUGCUGUGAGCGCACUCUGGUGGCCGCCGUCCACAGCUACCAAGAGGACUUCCUGUUGCUCUUCCUGUGCGACACAAACACGGAGGAGGAUGUUUACGUUCACCUUGCUUUACAGAAGGAGGGCCACGCCCUUCCCUCCAUCACCGCUUAUGGAUUGGUGUCAGGGAAGUUUAACCCAGUGACAUGUUAUUUUGGAGAUGAUCAGCUUGGGGAAGUACAGGAGUGCCUCUCACCGUCCACAUCUUUUCCAGAAAACAAGAACUCCUCUCUAACGCUUUCUAGCUCUGAAAAUGGAGAAACCAGCUUUUCCUCUGUAUAUGUGGACUCAGCCCUCGACAUUCCUGCCCUUGAGUUUAUUAAUAUUCCUGACUUCAAUACUGCAGCUAAAAGUGGAAAAGUAAAUCCAUCUGAGGCUCCGCAGGCUGAAGACUCAUUAUGCAGUGAAUGGGAUCAGGGAUGGACAGCAGAGGAUGAAAAUGAUAAGAACAAACUAGAACCUGACGUCAAGACCGAAGACGAAUCGAAACCUCACACUGCGCCUGCUCCUCUGCCCGUCCAAGCAGCAGUGUGUGAACCACAGGUGCGCGCGCGUCCUAUUGAACCAAAGGCCAACCCACUCACACACACCAGACCUUACACCCCUGACCCCAUCAGGAUCAACUCCAGCUAUGCAGGUGUACCUGUUAAUCUGGUCCAGCCCCAGCUCUCCCUCUUCAUGAAGCAGUUGUUCGGCAGUCCAUUUCAUCUGGGACCGCUUCCAAACCCUCUCUUCCAGCAGCACACAUCUCCGCUAGCCCUGAGACCAGCCGCCCGUCUCUCUGCCGGGGCUAACAUGCUGCACUGGCGCUCCAAUUACAUAGCCUGACCGGCCACAAGUAGUGCGUGCUUUGUACUUUUGUCAUAUUUAAUAACUUAAGUUCUUUCGUUACAUCCCAGAAAUAUAUCAAUUGAUACAUAAAAAAGCCGCAGACAACGACAAAGUGGCUAAGUUUCUUAUUCUUUUUCAGCGCAAUGUUUCUCCAGCAGCACGUCGUUCUUUAUUUUGAUGUAUUAGCAUGCUGACGUUUUGUGUGUUUUCUCCAUGAACCGGCCGUUUGUUUGUUGAUUCGUUAAGUUGCUUGUUCGGUGUUCUAUUCAGAUUUUUACUUUUAUCAAGAACCAAAAUGUUUUAUAUAUAUAUUAAAAAAA